CCAGAAUCGCUUCGAGAGAACCCAUCGUAUCUUCUGGUUGCCGUGAUCGUCAUCACUCAAGAGGAUGGCCAAUAUUUCAUCGACGAGUUCCAUGCGGCGACACGGAGCCUCAUGGCAGAACAAGACUGGUCGACCUACGGUUUUAAAAGCCUCCUGAUGCUUCUUAGUCAGGCCCAGCGUAAUCUAUCCAGCAGACCUAACCCUGAGAUGAACAAAUUCAUCUUCAGAACUGCUGGUGAGCGCUGGAAUUUGCAAAAGGGACAGCAUCUGAGCUUGGGCUGCUACUCUUCCUUCACCGUUCGUCGCAACGUUGCCAUGGGACAUCUGAAAGAGGACGGCGCGGCCGAAGAGGGAGGAGAGGAGGAAGAGGAUGCAACGAAAGAGUCUGCGUGCGAGGGCAACCCACCAACUCUCGUCAAGAUAAAGUUCACGCCGGAAGUUGUCGGUUUGGGUGUGAAGCAUCUGUCGCCACUCAGUGAAGACGAACGGGAGGUGCUGGUCUCGCCGCUACAAAAUUUCACAGUCACCGAAGUGAUCAAGAGAGCGAAAAAAGGUUUCACUGUCUUCAUGCUCGAACCUGUCAAGGCAUGAAAUGGCUACGCGGAAUAUUGACAAAAUAUAACUCAGUACUCACUGCAGUGAGUGACAGAGAGCACAU
Molecule: messenger RNA, 658 nt
Organism: Hyalella azteca
Lineage: Eukaryota; Metazoa; Arthropoda; Malacostraca; Amphipoda; Hyalellidae
Exons: 2
Coding region: 112-591 (159 amino acids)
Source: RefSeq, a predicted model, not a curated record